GCGCGCACAUCGCCGAGUUUUUCGCCUCCGCUAUUACCGCUCUCCUCACCGCGUUACUGUCGCUCGUAACGCAUCGCCGCCACCGCACGGUCGUUUCGGUAGAUACGCCACCGCCGUCGCCGUCGCCGUCGCCACCGGUAUCUCGUGUCGUGUGCGCCGCCGUGCACCGGGCCGUGUUCGUACCAUCAUCGUGUUAUAUCCUCGCGUACACAUCACGGCAGCAAAAUACGAACAGAUUUUUUUCCCUACCCAAAUCGGAUUUCAUUGCGUACGAUAGACGAGCAACGCGGUAUUGCAAAAACGAAAAACCAUUACGUAUAAUACGUAUAAUACCCAUUAAAAUAACCCAAAAGGAAUAAUAGUUGCGACUGUUUUUUUUUUUUUUUUUUUAUACUCCGGUUCUACGAAUAAGAAAUUCGAAAUAAACCGUCCAGUUUGUUUUAUGACAUCGCCACAAACUCCCACGUAAAACUAUGUCGGCCACCAAGGAUCAAGAGCAAGGAAUUGAUAGCCAACAUGGGGAAACAGACGAGUUUUCUCAAUCAGCAUCUAUAUCGGGCCCAGCGAGUCAUGUCCAACAGUCCAUCCGGCGAAGAGGUGGUAUAUCAGCUGAGCACGUAUCUGAAGAGGAAGCAACAAGCUAUGUUAAGAAAGUAGUGCCAAAAGAUUACAAAACAAUGGCGGCUUUAUCGAAAGCCAUCGCUAAAAACAUUUUGUUCUCUCAUUUGGACGAAAACGAACGGUCAGACAUUUUCGAUGCUAUGUUCCCGGUCACGUUUCUACAGGGCGAAUCUAUUAUUCAACAGGGUGACGAGGGAGAUAAUUUUUAUGUAAUCGACGUUGGCGAGGUUGAGGUGUACGUGAACUCGGAACUAGUGACGGUGAUCGGCGAAGGCGGGAGUUUUGGCGAACUGGCUUUGAUACACGGUACACCACGGGCGGCCACGGUACGUGCUAAAACUGACAUGAAGCUCUGGGGUCUGGAUCGCGACAGUUACAGGAGAAUACUUAUGGGGUCGACGAUCCGAAAGAGGAAAAUGUACGAAGAAUUCUUGUCACGCGUCUCUAUUCUAGAGAGCUUAGACAAGUGGGAGAGACUGACGGUGGCCGAUGCCCUGGAACCCGUGUCGUUCGAUGAUGGUGAAACAAUUGUCAGACAAGGCGAACAAGGAGACGAUUUUUACAUAAUCGUCGAAGGAACGGCGCUCGUCUUACAACAACGAGUGGAAGGAGAAACUCUGAUCGAAGUUGGCAGACUCGCACCGUCCGAUUACUUUGGUGAAAUUGCACUAUUACUCGACCGUCCGCGAGCGGCUACAGUCGUCGCCAACGGACCGUUGAAGUGUGUGAAACUCGAUCGAGCUAGGUUUGAAAGAGUGUUGGGCCCGUGCGCUGAUAUAUUAAAGAGAAACAUUACACAAUACAACAGCUUCGUAUCCUUGUCUGUAUAGGAUUUACGCAUACAACGAACAAUAUUUAUUUAUUUUUUUGUGUUCUUUAAAAACUAUUUUCAGUUAUUAAUUGACUAUUUUGACAUUUUUCGUUUCUGCGUUGUAUACUAUUAGGCAAUUAUAAUUAAAUCAAAUUUCGUAAAUAUAUUUGAUAACGCGCUAUUA
Sipha flava (yellow sugarcane aphid) is the source of this 1616-nucleotide messenger RNA. It is a transcript of the gene Pka-R1, whose product is annotated as cAMP-dependent protein kinase type I regulatory subunit. The record is from RefSeq and is a predicted model, not a curated record. Gene Ontology annotation, molecular function: cAMP-dependent protein kinase regulator activity. NCBI's taxonomy places the organism in Eukaryota, Metazoa, Arthropoda, Insecta, Hemiptera, Aphididae. The transcript is spliced from 7 exons. Gene Ontology annotation, cellular component: cAMP-dependent protein kinase complex. Bases 474 to 1451 code for a protein of 325 amino acids. Gene Ontology annotation, biological process: regulation of protein phosphorylation.